Impatiens glandulifera is the source of this 1551-nucleotide messenger RNA. RefSeq names its product serine/threonine-protein kinase STY13-like. Gene Ontology annotation, biological process: protein phosphorylation. Bases 150 to 1253 code for a protein of 367 amino acids. Gene Ontology annotation, cellular component: plasma membrane. Gene Ontology annotation, molecular function: protein kinase activity; ATP binding. Lineage: Eukaryota; Viridiplantae; Streptophyta; Magnoliopsida; Ericales; Balsaminaceae. The record is from RefSeq and is a predicted model, not a curated record. The transcript is spliced from 6 exons.
CCCAUCGGGCAGUUACUCUCUCUCUCUCUCUCUCUCUGUCUAUACAGUUGCCUUCUUUAAUAAUUCCCCAUUUUUACAUCUUAUUAUUAUUACUACUAGUAGUAGAGAAUAGAGAUAAGCUCUCUCAAAGUCAAACAUACAUUCAAAGGAUGAAGGAAGGAGGAGGAGGGGGAGGAGAUGGUUUUGUUAGGGCGGAUCAGAUAGAUCUGAAAAGCUUGGAUGAACAGCUUCAGAGGCAUCUUAGUAGAGCAUGGACAAUGGAAAAGAAGAAGAACAACGAUCAACAGCAACUUGAAUCUAUUGUUUCUAGGCAGGAAUGGGAGAUCGAUCCUUCCAAACUCAUUAUCAAGAGUGUUAUUGCUCGCGGUACCUUCGGUACUGUUCAUCGGGGUUUCUACGAUGGCCUUGACGUUGCAGUUAAACUUCUUGAUUGGGGAGAAGAAGGACAUAGAACAGAAGCAGAAAUAUCAUCACUUAGAGCUUCUUUUACACAAGAAGUUGCUGUCUGGCACAAACUUGACCAUCCUAAUGUAACUAAGUUCAUAGGGGCUAUAAUGGGGGCAACGGAUCUUAACAUUCAGACAGAAAGUGGACAAAUUGACAUGCCUAGGAAUAUUUGUUGUGUAGUUGUGGAAUAUCUACCUGGAGGAGCGCUUAAGAAUUUCCUCAUUAAAAACAGAAGAAGAAAGUUAGCUUUCAAAGUUGUCAUUCAACUGGCACUGGAUCUUGCAAGAGGGUUGAGCUAUCUUCACUUGAAGAAGAUUGUCCACAGAGACGUCAAGACAGAAAAUAUGCUCUUGGACAAGUCCCGUGUGCUAAAAAUAGCCGACUUUGGAGUUGCUCGUGUGGAGGCUUCAAACCCUAAUGACAUGACAGGGGAAACCGGAACCUUGGGCUAUAUGGCCCCUGAGGUUCUUAAUGGCAACCCGUAUAACAGGAAAUGCGAUGUGUAUAGUUUUGGUAUAUGUCUUUGGGAGAUAUAUUGUUGCGAUAUGCCAUAUCCAGAUCUCAGUUUCUCUGAAGUAACUUCUGCAGUUGUUCGCCAGAAUCUGCGGCCAGAUAUUCCUCGAUGCUGUCCAAGUGGUAUUGCAAACGUGAUGAAACGAUGUUGGGAUGCUAACCCAGACAGACGGCCUGAGAUGGACGAGGUUGUAACAAUGUUGGAGGCCAUCGACACAUCCAAGGGUGGAGGUAUGAUUCCUCAAGAUCAGUCUCAAGGUUGUUUAUGUUUCCGUAGAACUAGAGGACCCUGAAUAUGAAGAAACUAUGUACCAAAACCCGAACCAGAGAGCCAUUGGUUUAAAUAAUAAUAAUGAUAAUAAGUAGUAGUAGAUGCAGAUGCAGAUAUAUCUACGUGACUGUGAGUGAAUGAGUGAGUUUUCCAUUUUGAUUCAAUUCAAACUGGAAAAAUUGAACUUUUGAGUUGUAAGGUUAUGAAGUAAUUUAUUUGAGCAAUGAAGUUAUUGUCACAAGCAUUGCAUGAACAUCUUCCAUCUGUAAAUCUUAUCUCACAGUCUGUAAUGAAAUUAUCUUUUAUUCAUUUUGAAUAUU